AUGGCUAGAUUCGCAACCACGCAGAUCGUGUCGGCUACUACCGGCUCCCUGGCGAAGGACAUCACGUUCCCGUCGGGCGCUAAAGACACCAUCUCGGCGGUCCGCUUCUCGCCAGUGUCUCAUCACCUGGCGGCGGCGUCGUGGGAUGGCAACGUCUACAUCUACGAUGCUGCCAACUCGAGCAGCAUCAAGGGUGUCGCCAUGGUCGAGGGCCAGUCCCCCGUCCUAGACUGCCAUUUCAGCAAGGACGGAGCCAUGGUUGCUUCAGCUGGCGCCGACAAGAAGAUACACGUCUACGACAUCGCCUCGGGCCAGAGAAUGGACUUUGACGGCCACGAGGGCCCUGUCCGCUGCCUGCGCUUCGUCGAUGUCCCCUCGGCCAACGGCCUCAUCAUCGCCUCGGGCUCCUGGGACAAGACGGUCAUGUACUGGGAUCUGCGCCAGCCCCAGUCCAUCGCCACUCUGCAGUGCGACGAGCGCGUCUACUCCAUGGACUCCGCCGGUGCGCUGCUCGCCAUCGCCAUUGCCGGCUGCAAGGUCCAUCUCGUCGAUCUCCGCACCAACCCCGGCGUCCAUUCACAAACUCUUGACUCGCCCCUCACACACCAAACCCGAUCCGUUGCUGUCAGCCCCGACGGCUCGCGCUGGGCCAUUGGCGGUGUCGAAGGGAGAGCUGGAGUAAGAGUUCUUGCCGAGCAGGACAAUAAACUCAACAUCACGUGGCGCUGCCACCGUGAUGCCCCCGUCACAACAACUGGCAAGAACAAGGAAGUAAAGGUCUUUGCCGUCAACGACGUGACCUUUCACCCCAUCAACAACAACCUGCUCGCCACCGCCGGAUCUGACGGCACCUUCACCUUCUGGGACAUCAAGUCUCAAUCGAGAGUUAAGCAGUUUCCUAACGUCGGCGGUUCCAUCACGUCGGUUGCGUUCAACCACAACGCCUCUGCUUUCGCCUACGCCGUCGGCUACGACUGGUCCAAGGGCUACUUGCACAACUCGCCCGACUAUCCCACGAAGCUGAUGCUGCACACCGUAUCGCCAGACGAGCUGCGGAAGUGA
This is a messenger RNA of Lasiosphaeria miniovina, 1062 nucleotides long. RefSeq names its product WD repeat domain-containing protein. Gene Ontology annotation, molecular function: ubiquitin binding; RNA binding. Bases 1 to 1062 code for a protein of 353 amino acids. The transcript is spliced from 3 exons. Gene Ontology annotation, biological process: RNA export from nucleus; transcription-dependent tethering of RNA polymerase II gene DNA at nuclear periphery. The record is from RefSeq and is a predicted model, not a curated record. Gene Ontology annotation, cellular component: nuclear pore. NCBI's taxonomy places the organism in Eukaryota, Fungi, Ascomycota, Sordariomycetes, Sordariales, Lasiosphaeriaceae.